AAAUGGAGGAUACCCUGCUGAGGUCAGUUUAGUAAAUGUACCUGACACGAAAAGAGUGUCAAUGCACCGACUACAUUCAUGCCUUGCACAGUUAAGAAAGCAGGAGAAAUUUUAUUCCCCUGAUUGUCUCCGUCAGCAACCACCGCAUACCAGUUCUGGAAAAAGAAAUAGCAGCACACCAUCCUUUCCUGCUGCCUCUUCCUCCUUUCAUUCUUAUACCCUCACCCAACGCAAAGCAAUGGAGAACGUACAGCUUGUUGUUAGCAUCAUUGUCAUUGCAGUUGCAGAACCAGAGGGAGGGGGAGGAGGACGAGGACGAAGCAAAGGAAAGGAAGGCAAGGAGGAAUCGCCGGAGGUGGCAGAAUCAUGGAUUGCUGCAUCUGCAGCCCAAUGGCCACCAUGUACAGGCUUCCGAGGAAUUCUGUCUGUGCUCCUUGCCAUGAAGGUGCCAAGGCCAUCAUCGGCUUCCUGAACAAGGAUGAGGAGCAAGAAGAUGGUGGCCAUGGUUCAGUCAACUCCCACGCGCCAUCGAAGCUUAACAGCUCGAACAAGGGAAUGAGAGAUGCAUGGGAGCAGGUGAAGGAGAUGAGAGACAGGGCGGAGGAGACCAACCAGCGAGCCGCCUUCCUUGAACACGGCUUCGCGCUGGCGUGGAAGGAGGGAAUCCACACCGACAUCGUCGUGAAACCUGGCACUGGGGCCCCAAUUCCAGCCCACAAAGCCAUCCUGGCCGCGAGGUCGGAGGUAUUCCGGCACAUGCUGUCCGCCGACGAGCACUGCAAGGCCCCCGCCGCCGACUCCUUCUCCCUCCCUGAGCUCUCCCACGACGAGCUCUCCCUCCUCCUCGCCUUCCUCUACACCGGCGCCCUCGACCAGGACCUGCCGGAGCGCCACCUGCACGCGCUUCUCGUCGCCGCCGACAAGUACGACAUCCCGUUCCUGCGGCGGGCCUGCGAGGCGAGGCUGGCGGCGCGCGUGGAGCCCCGGAACGUUCUGCGGACGCUGGAGGUGGCCGAUCUGAGCUCAAGCGCGGUGCUCAGGGAGCGCGCCAUGGGCACCGUGCUGGAGCACGCCGAGCAGGUGGUGUUCUCGCCAGAGUACGAAGGCUUCGCCGUCAGGAACGCGGCGCUGUGCGUGGAGAUCACCCGGGCGCUGCUGAACAAGAUGUCGACGACGACAACUAAAUCGAUCGGAUCCCCAUCAUGCAUAGAUCAGGAUGUAAACAGAGCCCUUGCUUAGUUUUGACUUUCCAUGCAUUGCAACGCACAGCUUGCGCUCCAAGGACAAAUAAUGGCAAAGUUCAGGUUUAUUCUUUCAUGCUCUUCUGUAUGCAAUGCAACCGAUAAGCAAUCUGUUACUCAUCGCCAUCAUCGUUCAUGCAUUUGCU
Molecule: messenger RNA, 1387 nt
Organism: Panicum hallii
Lineage: Eukaryota; Viridiplantae; Streptophyta; Magnoliopsida; Poales; Poaceae
Product: BTB/POZ domain-containing protein At1g01640-like
Exons: 4
Coding region: 367-1239 (290 amino acids)
Molecular function (GO): protein binding
Source: RefSeq, a predicted model, not a curated record